This is a messenger RNA of Mercenaria mercenaria, 3211 nucleotides long. Its product is annotated as beta-hexosaminidase-like. Gene Ontology annotation, biological process: glycosaminoglycan metabolic process; ganglioside catabolic process; carbohydrate metabolic process. The transcript has 13 exons. The record is from RefSeq and is a predicted model, not a curated record. The coding region runs from base 106 to 2787 and encodes 893 amino acids. Gene Ontology annotation, molecular function: beta-N-acetylhexosaminidase activity; polysaccharide binding. NCBI's taxonomy places the organism in Eukaryota, Metazoa, Mollusca, Bivalvia, Venerida, Veneridae. Gene Ontology annotation, cellular component: membrane.
UCUUUGUACUCGCUUAAACUAUAAGUGCGUGUCUGUUCAGUGAUGGAUAUAUUUUUAAUUGUUAGCACUGUUUUAUUGAUGUGUCUUUAAUACUGUUCAAAAGGAAUGGAGGGCCUCCAUAUCGUGGCAGGAAUUUUUAUAAUUCUUCUAGGAAAAGGAUCCGUUGUGCCCACAGCUGCAACAGACCAACGUGUUAUAGAUUACAUAGCGGAGAAUCUAGAUAUAGAGGUCGCCGUUGUUGAUAAUUUACACAAAUACGAGGACCAUGUUCCUGUUGAUGUCUAUUUCCAUAACAACGGAAACCGGAGUAUACCUGCUGGUUCAUGGAAAAUUUACUUUUACAAUCUGUACGGAGUUAAAGCCGAGGAUUUGGCAUGUGGCCUUAGAGUGGAAAUAAUAAACGGAGGACUGUUUUCUUUUAUGCCGAAACAUAAUGGGUUUACAGGAAUUGCUCCAUCUACAGUACUUAAAUGUACAUUUUAUAAUAAGUAUUGGACAGUCGCAAAAACAGAUUUUUUCUUAAAUUGGUACGUUAGUUCUCCGGGCAACAGUCCGAGAAUAAUAGAAAGUACAAGGGAGGAAGGUGCUUUUGUUCGGGACUUUGACACUCCGGCGAAGUGGAAAAGAAGCAAAGAGGACCAGUACAAUCCCUUUUCGCCAGAACAACAAUACCAAAUGAAUGAAGGAAAUCAUACAUGGUCACAUCUUCAUCGAAUUGUACCAAAACCUUUGACCAUUUUAGAGUAUAAACACAAAACAUUACAUUUCGAUCGAAAGCUUUGGAAAAUAAUUGACUCAAAGGAUUUUCAUUUCGAGGCGAGGUAUUUAUCAGAUAAAUUACAAGUGCAGUUAGUUCAAUUGAGAACAAAAACCAGAUAUAUCGAAAUCAUCAAAGGGAACACUGGGGAUGUCGAUCCGGAGGCGUAUACUUUAAACGUGCAUCCAGAUUCACUUUCUAUCAGCAUAACAGCUUCAGCACCUCAAGGCGCAUUACAUGGAGUCCAAUCCCUUAUCAGUCUUAUAGAAGGUUACGCCGGACCACUGCCUUCGAUUUUUAUCAUAGACAAACCAAGAUUCAGUUACCGAGGGAUAUUACUCGACACUUCUAGGAAUUUCAAACCAAAGAGCUGGAUAUACAGAUUCCUGGACGUCAUGUCUAUGUACAAACUGAACAAACUGCACUUCCAUUUGAGCAAUGAUGAGGGAUGGAGGAUAGAAAUUCCAACUAUACCAGAAUUGACUCAGAUUGGAGGUAAACGAUGUCACAGCGAUUUUCCUGGAGAAUGUUUGAUACCUCAGCUGGGAUCUGGUCCCUAUAGCAACAACACUGGUUCCGGCUUUUAUUCGGUACAAGACUAUCGGGAUAUACUCGCAUAUGCUAACUCUCGCCAUAUUGAAGUGAUACCGGAAAUAGACAUACCAGCACAUAGUUACGCCGCCAUUACAGCGAUGAAUACAAGGGAAGCAAAGAUCAACAACAUGAAGACUCAAGGAAUUGUAAACAUACCUGAAUCAUACCUCUUAAGCGAUCAAAGCGGACCUAGUAACAUCUUCAGUGCACAGAGAUGGAUGAGGAACGCGAUUAAUCCAUGUCUAAAUACGACAUACAGAUUUAUUGAGGUUGUGAUUGAUACCUUUAUAGCGCUUCAUAAGCCAGUUCAGCCUCUUCGGACAUUCCAUAUAGGGGGAGACGAAGUACCGGAAGGUGUAUGGAACGAUUCCAUAGCAUGUCAGAAAUAUUUAAGCAAUUCGAAUACAAACACAAGCACGCUGCAGAAAAUGUUUACCAAAAGGGUAGCUGAUAUAAUGGCUUCGAAAGGCCUCGAUCUAGCAGUUGUUGGGGAAUCAGUCUAUGGAAAAAGGCCAACUCCAAAGUCAUUUUUCAAAAACAGUAAUGUGUUCGUCUAUCGUUGGGAUACACGUGGUGAAAUUUUGAACACCCCGGCUGACUUCGUAGAUGAAGGAUAUAAGGUUGUCCUGAUGCCUGCUACGCACGUGUACUUUGACAUCACUCAAGCGCCUGAUCCCGAGGAGAGAGGUUUAUUUUGGUCUACUCGAUAUAUUGACGAAAAGAAAGUAUUCGGAUUUAUGCCAGACAGUCUGCUCGCCAAUAUCAAUACUGAUCCGAUGGGCAACCCAAUUAACAAGGUUCAAAUGUGUUCGCACAAUACAUGUUCCAAUCAGUCAACGCUGCAAAAUGUGAUAGGGAUGCAGGCAUGUUUUUGGGCAGAGCUGAUGAGAAACGAAGCAGAUUUUCAUUAUAUGGCAUUUCCCAGAAUCCUUGCUUUAGCUGAACGUGCCUGGCAUAAGGCGUCCUGGGAAGAUAUAAAUGAUAUCAAACAAAGAGAUAUGCAAAAGGAGGAUGACUGGAAUGAGUUUGUUGAAACACUGGGUUAUAAAGAAUUGCCUAGAUUGGAAAACAGAGGGAUUCAUUACAGGAUUCCUCCACCAGGAGCAAAAUUAGACGGGUGCAUGUUGAAAGCAAAUAACAUGUAUCCAAACCAUAUCCUAGAAACGAGCUUAGAUAAUGGACGAUCGUGGGUACCCUUCUGUGAUAUGAUGUUACAGUCAGGAACACUAUUUGUCAAGGUUAGAUCAAAAUCGGUUAUAUUGCAGAGAGUGAGCAGACAAAUAGAAUUUCAAGUGACAGUGAAUGAAAAGUCCUUACCAAAGGAUUACAAAGAUUUAUUAAGACCUAAUAGAUGUCUGAAAACUGUGAUCUUAAAAAGUAAUCAUGGCUACACAAAAUCAUCGUCCCAAUGUUACACAAAUUGUAAGACUUGCUAAAUUCCUUUUUAUAACCGACUAGGGAUCUAUAAAAUGUGGCGUUAUAAGGAAAUAGUCAUCUAGUUAUUCACAGACUUGUACGAUAAGGAUAAUUUCUACUGAUAAUCGAUAAAAUGACUAGAAAAUGACUUUAUUGUUACAAUAUAUCAAUUUUGCAUUGUUGCACAGAUUCGUAGACAUGUUAAAACCAUUUGGACAUCCACUAUAAUGCCUGUAAACUAUGACGAUAAAAAGAAGCAGAAGUUAAGUCAAAUUUACAUCAUUGUUAAAUAAUUGUAAAACCUUCAAAACUCCUAGUGCACAUCAUUUGAAUAUUUAAAAAAACGGUGUAGUUACAAUGAUCAAAGUUUUGCACACAAUUUAGGAGUUGCUUCUCCUGAUACUCUGUCUUCAGCAAAGGCAUUGAGUACAUGCGUUUUUGGUU